AAAAAAAACUUUAAACAAGCAUUGCAGAGAAUCACACGUUUCUCUCUUCUACCGCUUGAAAAUUCCAAAGCAGCACCAUAUAAAUUGUCUUCUUCUCAUAAUAUCUAACUUCCCAUUCUAAAAAUUGAUUGAUUUUUUUCGAAAUUUGCCCUUUGAGAUCGAUCAUCAAUGGAAGUUUCUAUGAUCUCCGAUACGCUAACGGCGGUGGUAACCACUCAAGGCUUAGGUGUUUCAAAGUUUCUGCUGAAUCGCAAUCUCAAUUUCUCAUCAAACAACGUUUUCUCAAUCUCCGAUUCCUCAUCGGAGCAGCAAUCACCUUCCACCGCCGGAGUUCGUCAAAUUUCCGCUGUGAUUUGUCCGAUCGAUGCCUUAGCGCCGCCUCCUGUAAAGUACAAUAAGGUCAAAGCCGCACCUCGAAGACUGGCUCGUAAGACAAGGCGGAUUAUACGGAAGUCGUUGAUCGGUGGAGCUGAUGAAGGUGAUGAAAACGGAUUUUUAUUUGAUGGAGGUAAUUAUGACGGGCCGUUUGGUGGUGGUAGUAGCUGGGGCGGUGGUGGUGGUGGUGGUAGAGGAUGGAAUUUUGAUGGAUUUGGAGGGGCAAAUUGGGAAGAAUCUUCGUCGAACUCGUUUUCUGAUCCGGCUUUUGAUUUUGUCUAUGAGUUGAUGUGUUGGGCUGCGUUGUCGAAUUGCUUGCAUUUUGCGUUUAAGAAAGUGGUGAGAAUUGUGGCUGGUGGAUUCAGUGAUACAGCUAGAGAGAAGGUUGUUCCAGUUAGACUCACAUCUGUCUACUGAAUCAACCAAACGACCUGUGGGAAUCCAAUCGAUGGAGAAGUAAUUCGGGACACGCUGUUAGUUUGCACGAUGAAAAUGGCAAAGAGGUAAGUAUCACAAUUGCCAUUACAGUAGAAACCACAAGCAUAUUUUGGACCAAAAGUUCCUUUGAGUAGUAUGGCUCUUACUGUUGAGCCAUCACUGAAAUCCACUGAAUGGUCUGCAGAAAUGCUGUUAACCCAAGUUGUAGAAAGAUUUGCAGAUGGAUAAUCAUAAGGUUGGCUACUUAUCAAAUGAAAAGAACAACAAAGAAUUAAAAAGAAAAAAGGUAAAAACUGGCAUAAAGCCAUAAAGACCAUCCAAACAAGGCAAAGGGCCUUUAAUUCAUCAUUGAGAUGAACUUAAAUUUAAGAUGUUGGGUUGUUUGAAAGUUUCUUAGAUCUUAAUUUGCUUGUUAUAGACCCAUUAAUACAAUUUUUUAAUCCUUAAUGCAAAAUAUAAUUAUGGUCAA
Solanum lycopersicum (tomato) is the source of this 1282-nucleotide messenger RNA. RefSeq lists its product as uncharacterized. The record is from RefSeq and is a predicted model, not a curated record. NCBI's taxonomy places the organism in Eukaryota, Viridiplantae, Streptophyta, Magnoliopsida, Solanales, Solanaceae.